UAGCACAGGAGCACUACUACUGGUGUACCGUUAGGAAGGCGAACCUUGCGAGGCAAGGGCGACAUUCCGCAGUUCGCCCCGCGUAACGACACAACAAUACAAACAGGCGGAGGGGGCUGGUCUGCGCUACACAGCUUUUACACCUUGCAAAGUUGUUUGUCACCAGCAUCAUGAUUGCUUCCAGCCAGCAAAUCAAAGACUGCACCACAGCAGCAUAUGACUACCUCAAGAGUAGGUCAGACAAAAACUCAGUUGCCCUCCAGAAGCAACUGCAGAGCUUGUCUUUGGCCAGCAACCUGGAGAUGUUUGAGCCAUCUUCCUCUGAGACUCUGGAGCUGUACAUGUGCCUGGAGAAGUUCCUCACCCAAGCUGAGGCCAAGUCCACGAUGGUGGGGAAAGUGUUGACUCUCCUGACCCACAUCUCAGAGUCCUGCACCAUCAGGGAUGCUCUCAGAGACAAUAUGAAGGUAAUUCCUGUCUUGAGCAAUUUUCUGGUGGAGUCAAAACUCUCCAAAGACAAUCACCUCAAGACUUUAAAUCUUCUGAGCAUUACCUCAUACAAAAUUAAGAUUGCAUAUUUGGAAGGAUGGAUUAUGGAGCUGGUCCCCUUCUUGACAGCCACAGUGACAAAAGGGAUUGUUGGGGACGAGUCCCUUCUGGUGGCCCUUCAGAUCCUGGCCAACCUAUGCCGUUCCAAUCCCCAGGUGGUGGAGUACCUGCGUCACCUCCCCAAUAACAAGAUGCUGCUGACAACUUUGUCCCGCAUGAAGAAUGCCACGAUGUACAUCAGGUUACUGGUUCUGGAAGUUGUGUUUUUUGUUCACCCUAAAUUGAGUGAGGCAAUUUUUUCAAAUAAUGAAAUAGUAGAUAUGAUCUUCACUGUUGCCAUUGAUGGUUUUGAAGAAAAUAGAGUCACGUGGCUGCAGCUUGCUGCUGAUGUGUUUGAAGAGUUGGCAGUGGUGACAUCCUUAGAACCCAUCUUCAGAGAAUACCAGAAUUACGGCACUCACUUGCAGCUGCUGGUAAACCGUAUGACACGUGACAGUCCUGAGCUUCUUGCUGAGGCACUCAUGAACUUUAUGUGCUGCCUUGUCAAGUUCAACCAUCAAGAUAUCAAAUCACUUCAUGAAGACAUAUUUAUUAAUGUGACCAAAUGGAUAAAUUGUCAUGGAUGUGGACAGACUGCUAUGCAAGUGGUAAGAGAGUUGCUAGCAAUGGCUGGUGCCAAUACUCUGGCUUCAGCCUCCAUGGAUACUUUUGUGGAGGCCAUUAAGAUGAGCCUGACAUCCAGGGAAGAUUCUGACAUGACACCUACUGAGUUACAGCACAUUAUUAUCAUCUUGGGUUUAGUGGAUCAUAUUUCCACUUCUAACGAAGCUGUGCAACUUAAGCUGGCUUGGAAACUUGAACCAAGCUUAUUUUCUAACUUGCUUAAGAGAACGUUAAUGCUUCAUUCCCACUGCCUGAAUGAUGGUCAAGAUGAUGUAGCAUCUAGUGGGAGGUCCUCUCCAGAGUCUUCAGGAUAUGACUCCAUAAGUAGCAGCAAACAUGGAAUGGCUUCCUGUCUGGCUGAAGGGUUUAAUUCUAGAUGUGACCUUAAGAUGACCUUGAGGAAAACAGUAUCUAAAGCUGUAAUCCUUAUCCUGGCAGUGAUGAAAGGUCUUGGUGCCAUCAAGUCAGAACACUUGGCAGAGUACAGGAAGAUGAUGGGACUGCCAGUGGUGAUGAGCCAUCUGAUGUGGGGCGGGCAGUCAGGAUUGACAGAAUAUGUUACCAGGGCUUGGAGCAUUAUCUCUGAUGGCAGUCUUUCUAAAGAAUGUCUGGAAGCUCUUGUUGCUGCCACAGAAGAAAGUCCUUCAGGAAUAGACAGUGUGUCUGGGUCUCCCACCAGGAUGUUGAGCUCACACUCUCAUAUGGCAUCAGCAGCUUUACCUGUAGACUUUGAGGAAAAAGUGGAGACCUUGAUUGCUCGACUUGGAGGCACAGUCCGGAAGAUGGAGGUCAAAGAUUGUCCCCUGACUGAUGUAAUGAACUUGUAUGAAUACAAGCUGGCUUCCUUGGUUCACUCAGAAGAGUCACUUCGAAAGGCUUUGAUAAAAGCUGACAUUCAGAACAGACAGACAUCUCUUCUGCACCUCAGAACUAACAUUCAGAACGAUCACCUGAGAGGUCUUCUAGCCAAAUGGGAAUCAGGCAUGCAAAAGAUCCGAGCAGAGAAGGCAGAGCUCCAGACAACCAUUAAGGAGAUUGAGGAGUCAUCAAGACAAUUCAAGAACAACUUCAUUAAUGAAAAAGAUAUUUUGGAAAGAAAAGUUAAAGAUCUGAAGAAAGAGUUGAUAGCCAUGGAAGGUUCCUUCAGGGCUACUGAAGAAAAAAAUGCCAAACUGCAGCACCAGCUGUCAAAUAAAGUUGAAGAAAUAAAGAAGCAGCAGAACAUCAUACAGAAAGAGCAAGAGAAAGGAUCAAAACUAAGCAAGCAAGUUCAGAAGCUAGAGGAAGAAAUGAAGCAAAGUGGUAGAAGUUUGGAAGCACUCAAGAAGGAAAUUGAAAGUCUGGAAAAUAUUAAGCUACAAUUGAAUAAAGAGAAUGGUGACUUGGAAAUGCUGGUGAAAAAUAAAGAUGAAGCUUUAGCAGCCAAAGAGGAGGAGCUGGAGGAAGCCCUCAUUAAGGUGAACAAGAUGCUGGAAAUACAAAAUAUGAUUCACGAUAUCUCUUCUCGACGUGUGGUUAAAUAAUCUUGUUUACCUAUCAUUUUCUGUAAUCUUACUCCAACAGAGGAAAAAUAUUAUCUUUUCUUGGUUAUCCCUCUUUAUGGGUGAUUUUGACUAGAUUUUAUAGACAGAUAAAGAAAGAAUGUUUCAACAUUGCUUCCAUGUCUUGCAUACCCUGUCCUCUCCCAUUCAUCUGUUAAUGACUUACUCUGUCAUCUUCUUUUCAUCUACAGAUAGAUUUACAUUUUUAUUGGCCUACCCUGUCAUCUCACAUUCAUCUGCUUAAAUACUUUUAUAUUUUUUAUGGUCUUUCAUAAAGAAAACCAACACAGGGUUCACAUACAAUAGUGGUAGAGGAGAACAAAAUGUGUUGUCAUAUCCUUUGUAACAGUGAAAAUUUACUUUUGGUUGAACAAGUUUUUAAAAUAAAUACAAAGAAGCUUUAAUCAGUGGCUGCAUGGUCCUCAUUUGGUAUAAAAUUCCUACAGAGCUUGUUGGUGACUCUUUUAUGUGGUACACAAGGUCAAAUGCUUUGUCAAAGUUGAAACAGACAUUGAAUAUCAUGCCAAAAUCUCUUGAAAAAAAAAAAAAAGUGAAAUUAGAGGAAUAAAGCUUAAUGAAAACUUGCAGAAAAACUUUUUGAAAGGAGCAGUGAGUAGACACAUGCAAACUAUUACCAAUGUAGCAGCUGUAUUGUGCCAGCAGAAGAUACUGUUAUCCCUUUAAGCAAUAAAACAGCUUUUUGUAAUAAGUACUGGCACAUUUUCCACCGUUGUGUGUCCAAGAGGCCUCAACACCCUGUUUCAUCUAGAUGUUCCUCCAACAAUAUUAAUGAAAACAAUACCCAACAGAAGCAAUGCAGCAACAAACAUACACUCUGGGGCUCAUCCCACUGAAAGCUUUUAGUAAUAGUAAUCCUGACAAUACUAUUUUGUUAUUAGGAAUAAAUGCAUAAGAAAUAUGUGAAUCGUGUAGAUUAUUUAGUAAGUAAUUAUUUAGAAGUGAUGAAGUUGUUUUGUUUGGCACUUGUGAAUGUGUAUUGUUUGUAAGCAAGUGACAAUGAAUUUUGACCUUGUAUGUCAUUUCACUCAAGAUCUGCUACACCCUGAUCUUGUUAUAACUCAUCUUCCAUUUAAGUGAGAAUCUUUAGGAAUUAUGGUACUAAGCCAAUAUUUUCUUAUCUUAAACAGGUUUUACUGAUCUAUAAAAAUUAUGCAGAAACAAAGUUGAGUAAAAAAUACUGAUAUGGAGACAAUUUUUAAGAGUUGUGGGAGGUGUUAUUUUAAUUUAUAAAGUACAGGUCGACCGUCAUUAAUCCAGCAACCACAAAUCUGGCUCCAUCACUAAUAUGACACUUAUUUUGGCUAGUGUAAUUUCAAGUUCCUUGGGUCAUCACAGCAACUUGCCACUGUUACUAUUUGUUGGAAAGAUGACAAAAUGUAUUAAAAUUUUUUUUAUAUAUAUUUGGAUAAACGGACUGAGGAAGCAGGGUAACAGUGAAACAGAAGCAGUAAAAGAAUAAUGGAAGCAUUACAAAGCAAAACAGAUCUCAGGAAGAACCUACUUGCCACAUAAACAGAUGGCAUCACUUCCAUACACAAGAAAGCCAAAGCCAUUCCAAUCUGUUUUUCUGCAUUUAUAUUAUUAAACCUGUUCAGUUUUAGCUCCAGCCAUGCUCCAGUGAGUAAAGGAAAUGCUUCUCGUUGUGUAAAGUGCAAACAUUGUACGUUAUCCAUAAAAGAUAAGGUUGAGCUUAUGAAAAAACUUGACAGUGGAGUGUUUAUGGGAAACCUGUGUGAAUUAAACAGCAUUGGUUCUUUAACAGUUUAUGAUAUAAAGAAACAAAAAUGUUUGUAUUUCUGUGCUAACAAUAUCGGCUGUAGUGAUAAUAUCGGUAGCAGCUGGGAAUGACUUAUCCAUAUUGCUAUCAGCAGAAAAGUGGUAUUGAUACUGUCACACUUAUCAAUCAGCAUGUACUAAUUUAUGGGGUAUUUCAAAGGUAGCACGAGGUGAUUAACUGUUGGAUUAAGUGUGUUCUAAUCUAACCUCUCAGUAAUCCAGUAAAAUCACUAAUCCAGCACACUGCAAGUCCUAAUGAUGCCAGAUUAGUGAUGUGCAACCUGUACUACAUUUUCUUGAACACCACAUAGUGUGGCUGUCCCCUUGUUUUACAUUUUACUAUUUGGAGAAUUAUUGACACCUGCAUUGCCUCUCAGUAAUCAAUGAGAGCAAGGGUAACAAGUUUUGAGGAUUGAACUGAAUUUUUAUUGUACCCCUGCUUUGUGGGAUCUAUGGAGAUUAGAAGUGUAUUUAAAUAAAAAGCAAUUAAAGAUU
This is a messenger RNA of Scylla paramamosain (green mud crab), 5045 nucleotides long. RefSeq lists its product as uncharacterized. The record is from RefSeq and is a predicted model, not a curated record. The coding region runs from base 171 to 2735 and encodes 854 amino acids. The transcript has 17 exons. NCBI's taxonomy places the organism in Eukaryota, Metazoa, Arthropoda, Malacostraca, Decapoda, Portunidae.